Messenger RNA from Puccinia graminis f. sp. tritici CRL 75-36-700-3, 171 nucleotides. RefSeq lists its product as uncharacterized. The record is from RefSeq and is a predicted model, not a curated record. The coding region runs from base 1 to 171 and encodes 56 amino acids. The transcript has a single exon. Lineage: Eukaryota; Fungi; Basidiomycota; Pucciniomycetes; Pucciniales; Pucciniaceae.
AUGAAGGUUGCAUCCUCUGGUCUCGGGACAAUACCUGUGGGCGUCGGUCAGGAUGAGAUUGCUGGUUUCCCCGCAUACGCCGCACGAAACUGGAUCAAGGCUCGAGUUGGUGAAGACGACGGCAAAGGCCAAAAGAAAUACAACCAUCGUCACCCUCCAGCUGGCACGUGA